Epinephelus fuscoguttatus (brown-marbled grouper) is the source of this 7224-nucleotide messenger RNA. RefSeq names its product synaptopodin 2-like b (gene synpo2lb). NCBI's taxonomy places the organism in Eukaryota, Metazoa, Chordata, Actinopteri, Perciformes, Serranidae. Gene Ontology annotation, molecular function: actin binding. The coding region runs from base 99 to 3686 and encodes 1195 amino acids. Gene Ontology annotation, cellular component: nucleus; Z disc; actin cytoskeleton. Gene Ontology annotation, biological process: positive regulation of actin filament bundle assembly. The record is from RefSeq and is a predicted model, not a curated record. The transcript has 5 exons.
CACAUUCGCAGAGUGUGAGGAACUGAAGACGGGGGCAGAGCAACUUACAGUACGCACAGUCACACUCGCACACAGCAGGCUGUGAGCUCGGAGCAGGGAUGGUAGCAGAGGAGAUUGUGGUCUCCCUCUCAGGAGGUUCCCCGUGGGGCUUCAGACUACAGGGAGGAGCAGAGCAGCAAAAACCUCUACAGGUGGCCAAGGUACGCAGGCGUAGCAAAGCAUGCAGAGCUGGACUGAAGGAGCAUGACGAGCUGGUUGCCAUUGGCGACCACAUGUGUGCAGAGCUCAGUCAUGCUCAGGCCAUGAGCCUCAUCGACACAGAGAGCUCAACACUCAACCUGAGGGUUAAAAGGGCUUCUCCUGGAUUCCACUUCUCCACGGGGGUCCUGUCUCCCCCCGCAGGCCCCUUGCCCUCCCACUGUUCCUCCAUCCUCUCCCCCAGGGGCGUCACUUCCCCUCCAGACAGUGAGGCGUACUACGGAGAGACAGACAGUGAUGCAGAUACACAGUCACUCACGCACCGUCGCCAACGCCGCACACCUCCUCACGCGCGCUCACCUGCGCGCUAUGACAACCAAGAAGAGGAGGAGACCUCAGAGAUGAGCGGGUAUGAGAGCGCCACAGAUGUAGGCCUUUCUAUGCAGGGGCAGUGGGACGGUCAGGGUCUUGUCGGCGUCCCUCGCAGAGAGCUCAUCUACCAGCCACUCCAGACUGAGUGGACCACUCCAACACACACCCCACACACUUUAACCCCUCACACACUCACACCGACCCCUGAUCAGGGGUUAAUGGAAGCAGAGGGAGAAGGGGACAGUGGCUUCCAGGAGGCAGGGGGCUGCAUCGGGCUGGCCUGCCCACCGCUUGUGUCUCCAGAGCGGGCGAAAGAGGCUUUGAUGUCGGGCUCUGGUAAACAUCUGGUACCUAUGGUGGGACCACAGCAGACCCCAGUCAGCGACGAGCUCUCCACCACCUACAUGGACAAAGCACGGCAAGCCAAGCUGCAGCGUGGGGAGAGUGUGGUGGAGAAACAGGUGAAAGAAGCUCGCACUAAAUGCCGCUCUAUUGCCUCAUUGCUGACUGAUGCUCCCAACCCCAACUCGAAGGGGGUGCUUAUGUUCAAGAAACGCCGGCAGAGGGCCAAGAAGUACACACUGACCUGCUUCGGCAAAGCUGAGGGAGACAGAGGAGGGGAGACAGAAGGAGACACAGGAGGGGAGACAGAGGAGGAAGGAGGAAGCUCCAUUCUGAGUGGAUCAGAGGUUGACGAAGAGGGAUUCUCUGCAUCGUUUGACCCUACGUGGGACACAGGUUAUCUAGACCUGCUGGACAGGAGAAGCUCCGCCUGCCCGUCAACCACACCAACAACUCCAACAACGCCAACAACCAAUCACAGCUCAGUGCUGGACAUCUCAGCUUAUCAGACACCAGGACUUUUGACCUCUGUCAGUCAAAGCCCAGGGUUGGAGGUCUCAGGGCCGGAGAGCUCAGCCUAUCAGGGCUCAAGGCUGGAGAGCAGCAUCACAAAGCAGCCAAUCAGUACUCAGCCUGCACACAUGUCUCCUCCAGCUGUGGCCCUGACCAACGGGGGGUCGGUGGCUGUGAGUCGGGCUAGUGUUGUUCUGAGCCCGCCCUCUCAGACGCCCCUUCCAAGUCAAAACGGGCAACAUGGCAACCCUAAUCCCAGUCCGAACCCUAAUCUUAGUCCAGUCACAGACUCAGAUCAUCACCUGAAUCCAGGUGUUCUGAACCGCACUGCGCGCCCCUUCACCCCAGGCCCCGCUGCUCCUCGUGCGUCUGUAACCUCUGUUAUGUUUCGCCCCCCCCAACCCAAACCCACGGCCAUGACCAUGGCGACCAAACCCGUGGCAGCCGUCUCCAUGGUGACGAUCCAGCCUUCUCGCCUUCAGUCAGGGCCAGAUGCGAGAAGAGCGGUGUCUAGCACCUCCCUGUACAUCCCUCCAAGAAAUAACAACAGCAACACUCCCCCCUCUGUUAACUCGCCUCCCUCCUCUCUGUCCUCUGCAGCUUUCUCCCAGCCCACCACAAAUCUGCACACAUUUUCCCCUCAGCCCGCAGCGUAUGCUCCCCCCUCCACCCCGUUCUCUCCGUCUGCUCAACCCUUCUCCCCUACAGCUCCACAGCAAUUCCCCUCUCCUCCUGCUCCUGCUUAUCCACCUCCCUCCACCUGCAUUCCUGCUUCUCCCAUCUCCCCUCCACAUCCCCCUGAUCUGACUCAGUCCUCCUUCCAUGCCCAGCCUGCUCCUCCUCCUCCUCCUCCUCCUCCUCCCGCCCAACCUCCUCCAUCUCCAUCUGUCCACCCCUACAUCAACAUGACAGGUGCUGUGACUCCUGGUCCCCAUGCUGCCAUGGCAACCGCAUCACCUACCCAAGCUCCUGCUACUGAUUCCCUAGCGACACGUGAGGAGCGCAUCUCGGUCCCUGCCGCUCGCACCGGCAUCCUGCAUGAAGCCCGUCGUCGUAGCAACAAGAAGCCGAUGUUCUGUGCAGUCCAGAACAAAGAUAUUAAUCCAAACCCAGACUUGCUGUCGAUGGUCCAGAACAUGGACGACCACUUUGGGAAAGCCACAGGCGCCGAGUCCGGAGCUGCGCCCAGCGGGGAGACCGGGCAUGAGUCAGGGCCUGAGGAGGACUGGCUGAGGCUGGGGGCAGAGGCCUGCAACUUCAUGCAGGCUCAGCGAAGACCCAGGCCACCUCCUGUAGCUCCCAAACCCCAAACCCCUCAGGUGCCACAGCUGGCGGGGAAAGGAGGUGAGCUGUUUGCUCGCAGGCAGAACAGGAUGGGUCGCUACAUUGUGGAGCGAUCUCCCUCUGUCGCUGCAGCACCUUUCUCUCCCGCCCAGACGAGGGAGUCCUCGCCCACACCUUCUCUCCCUGCCACCUGGAAGUACUCAUCCAGCAUCCGUGCUCCUCCGCCCAUCGGCUACAACCCCCUCCUCUCUCCCUCCUGCCCUCUGAAGGCCCAGAAGAAGCCUGAGGUGUCAAAGACAAAGUCUGGGCCAGCUGGAUCUAAAGGUCAGAAAGCCGGCCUCAAGUCCGUGGAUGUCAUGAGCCACCAGCCCUACCAGCUCAACUCUACUCUGUUCAGCUAUGGGGGCGGGGUUCCCCAGCACACCUCUACCUAUCAGCAGCAGGAAGGAAUGACAAGUGGUCCUCAGAAGACAGCACGAGUGUAUGAGGUGAAGCGCUUCUCCACGCCGCCACCAAUAUCCACAGGGCCCGCACUCAAAGUUGUUGUACCCCGAUCAGCUACGACACUUGGAGAGCCGCUGUGGUGCUCUGAUGUCACAUCUCCCCCACCCACAGUUGGCCCCACCCCCUACCAACCCUACCAGCCUCAACCCCAACCUCAGUGGGCCACCUCCCCUCUGUCUCCCCCACCUCCCCCUGCCCCUACUGCUCCACUCCCUCAGCUCCCCACCUUCUCCGCUGCCCCUGCUCAGAAUCUAGUCCAGUCUCCAACUUUUUUGCACCUUCCACCCUCCAGCAACACACAGGCCAACAGGCAGUUUAAGAGUGCCCCAGAUCUGAGUCCCGUCGGCCCCGCUGGUGCCUCUCGGCCAGCAUCCAGCAGCACUCACCCGAGCAGAGUCCCCAGGCCCAGGUUCAGCACCUCCAACCUGGGACUGCAGCCUUGCGUCUGGCGCCCUGGAUCCACUACGCAUUAAAGCGACUCUGCUGCGGACAUGAUUAACCACAGCUCUGUGGGAACUCGGAGCACCAUUUUUUAAAUGUGUUUUUAGUAUUGUAAUAUUGUUAUUCAGAUCUUCAGCUUGGGGUUUUACCAGCCACAUUUUUAUCACAAGAUCUGUUUGUAUCAGCCACCCAUGUAGCACAUUUUCUCACUUAAAUUUAAUCUUGUUGACUCAUUUAUUCAAAUGAAUUUGGCUGCAGUUAGAGGGAACACUGUUUUGCAAAGGAAAUGUGAUCUGGAAACAAGAGAAAAGUAAAAAAUAAAAAAAAAGGGAUCAACGGCAGAUUGAAAGGGACAGAAAGAGACACAGGGGGAAGCUGGAAUUAAGUUCUGUAAAUACUGUAUUGAAUGAUAAAGAAUUAAGUGUAAACAUAAAAAAGAAGAAUAGAGGAUGUGACAAGACGAGAGCGCUGAGAGAGAGGUGUGGUAGAGGAUGGGAAAACGAUGAAAAGGGAAGCACAGGAGGCUCUGAUGUAGGGACAUCAUGCAAACAUUUGGCCUCAUUCACUAAUACGUGCUUAGAAAUGUUCUGACUUUGUGCACAAAAUAUGAGUGCCUGCAGAAUGAAGCGGGAUUUAUACUUAUGCAGCAGACCUUAUGCACGUCGCCUACGCUGUUGUGAGCAUUUAUACUUGUGCUGUGGUGUGUCUGUGUCACUCUGCAGUUACACUAGUCGGCAGUGGAGGUUUCUGUGAAGUGCUGUAAAGUUUAGUUGAUUCAAAACACACAUUAAACACACAUUAAACAUGGCUUCAUAGAGACAAUUUCAAACACAAGUACACAAAUCAGCUUCACUAUAACUCGCAGCAUUCACAGACAAACACUUGUCUUUAUCUGGACACAUUUUCCCCACAAAUACAACAUGCUAACGUUAUUAGCACAAGCCUAUGGCAUUAUACAGUGUAUAAAUUAACCUAGCAGCUAGAGGACUUUUCCUCUUCUCAUAUGAAGCCAGGGACAACAGCAACAUUUAACAAAGGUAACGGUACAAAAUUCGGCUCCAUUACAGCUCACAAGGUUCACUGACAAAACAACUGUCUUAUACUAAACACGUUUUCCAAACAACUAUAACAUGCUAAUGUUAUUAGCACAAGUCUAUGGCAUUUUACACCGUAUAAAUUAGCCUAGCAGCUAGCUGAGAUUUCCUCCGCUCACAAGACUUUAAAUGCUAUUUUUGUGGAGGCUUUAUUGUCUUCACAAUUUAUUGUUUCUUAUCUGUGAAAUUAAAGUAAAUAAAAGCUUUGUUUCCACUGAGGGAAAUGGUUUCAGCUUACAGAAAUAGACAGGAGGUCUGCGUCGCCACAACAUGUAGUUACAUUUCUGGGGAGGUGCACGUCAGGCUACGACGUAGGCUCCAUGUCGACGGCGUAGCUAUAGCGUUGAUUCAGCGCAGAAGUAUAAAUUCCACAUUACCAUCGGAUUCAUGACACGCUCUUACCAAUGUGUGCAUGUUAGUGAACCAGAUGAAAGCUGCAUCUACACACACAUUAGUAAAUGUCUUGGCAGUUGGAAACGGCUGGUAAGACGUUUGUCAUUCUCUUUAAACAUGUUAUAUCAGCUUCUGAAGAAGCCUUUAAGGCUAGAUAUCUGAACACCUGCUUGAAGGUAAAUUAUAGAGUGAAAGGAUCUUUUAUUUACCUUUUAUAUAUGUGCAAUUUCACAGCACUAGAAAUGGAUGGGAGCAGCCAAUCGUUAUAAGCCAAGUCAAUAACAUUUCAGUAUGGACAAUCUCGUAUAGGCUACUCCACUGUAAACCAGGGCUGGGACACUCAGUUUUUAAAGUUAAAUAUUUUAAUUAUGACAAUAAUUAAUGAGGAGGCAGAAACUCUCCCCGAGGGAGCUCAAGUAUCUCGGGGUCUUGUUCAUAAGUGAGUGUAGAAUGGAGCGUGAGAUGGAUUGGCGGUUUGGUGCGGCUUCUGCAGUGAUGCAGGCGCUGCGCCGGUCCGUCGUGGUGAAGAGGGAGCUGAACCGGAAGGCAAAGCUUUCGAUUUACCGGUCCAUCUAUGUCCCAACCCUCACCUAUGGUCAUGAGCUGUGGGUAGAGACCGAAAGAAUGAGGUCACAGAUACAAGCAGUCGAAAUGAGUUUCCUCCGUGGGGUGUCUGGGUUCAGCCUUAGAGAUAGGGUAAGGAGCUUGGACAUCUGGAGGGAGCUCGGAGUAGAGCCGCUGCUCCUUGGCGUCGAUUUGGGUCAGUUGAGGUGGUUCAGGCAUCUGAUCAGGAUGCCUCCUGGGUGCCUCCUGGGUUAGAGGUGUUCCAGGCACAUCCCACUGGUAGGAGGCCCCGGGGCAGACCCAGAACACACUGGAAGGAUUAUAUAUAUCAUCUGGCCUGGGAACACCUUGGGGUCCCCCAGAAGGAGCUGGAAAGCGUUGCUGGGAGAGGGACAUCUGGGGUGCUUUGCUCAGCCUGCUGCCCCCAUGACCUGGCCCCGUAUAAGUGAAUGAAAAUGGAUGGAUGGAUGGAAAUUUUGAUGAAUCCUGGAAUUGUGCGGAAAACACUCAUUCACACAGUUUAAGCCAGGGCUGUAAUCAUGUAUUCAACACUACCCCACUCUACCGUGUAGUACUCUCUGCGACCCAAUCCUCCUGGAGAGUCGCGGUAAUUCUUAGAAUUCUUAGAAGCUUCACAGCUUAACAGACCAUUUUAAAGCGUUUUGAAACACAACUUUUGGAUCAAGGGUUCUCCAAGUUUUAUGAGUGCAGUUUUAGGGAGCCGGUGUAUGACUGAUUUUUUUUUUUUUUAAAUGACAUACUAACAAAAAUAUUUUAAAGUAAUGAAACCGAGACGGUACAGUGUUUGACAUUGAUUGUUCCCACAGCAGUUGAGCAACGGCUUGGAUUACAGCAACACAUACACUGUAAUACUAGAACCCACAGUACUUCUAAUGGCAAUUCAUUUAAUAUCAUGAUUAAAUUUCCUAACAACUAUUUCAGAUGGUGUUGCGUAGUUGUCUGUCAUAGUAUAGCUUUUUAUUUAUUUUUUUAAUCUAAUUUUUUAUCAGUAUAUUGGGUGAGGCAUUUUGAGCACACUUGAAUAUUGAGGGUAUGUGUCCCUCCCCUGCAAAUACAUAUUAUAAUUACGCCCUUGGUUCCUUGGUCUGAGCACAGAUUUGUGUGUACGUAUUGUCUGCAAAUGAGGCCCAAAGUGUGAUAAAGUGUAGAAGGUGCAGAUUUGACUUCACAAUCUGUAAACAUCUCACAGUACCUGUUGCCAUCCGGCAUUAUCAUAUCAGAAAAGUUGCUUUACUAACAAAUUUGAAGUCGCUACUAUGACUGUGUUUCCUCCUGUUAUAUAUAUUCAAAUGAUUUGUGUUUGAGUGUCUUUUUUUUUCUAGUUGCACUCUGCAGCAGUGUGUGCUUUGUUUUCUGUAGUGUUCCACAGCUGCCAUGAAGAAGGCUUUUACAGUAGCCCUGAUUUCCAAUCUGUCGAUACAAAACAAGAGAUGUAUAACAUGUCUGUUUAGCUGUUUUCCACAGAGACAUGCGGCUGAAUAAAAAUAGACAUGAGUCA